UUUUUCAAGCUGCUGGCUGACUAUUGGUCAGUGAAAAUGAAGCAAUCUUUAUCUGAGUCGCUUAGGUUUACAAUGAUGUCAUGCUGCUCCAGGGUAAUAGGCUACGGUGAGGCUGGAGUAGGCUAGAGAUUGCUGGAAUUGUACUUAAUUUGACCAACAUUGUCUAGCCUGCGAAGCGGAGUUGAAGGGGUACAUAAGCUUAACUCUUGUGGAUUUUCGCUGACUGAUUGUGUUUCUUAUUUUUUAAUGGAUUUUAACCACAAGCACCCGGGCUGUCCUUAUGGUAGAGAAGUGUUUUUCCAUCAAGCGAAACGUAUCGGAAACUAGAUCUUGGCAAACAACUGUCCCGAUGAAACCCCCUCUGAUGUCAGCGUACGGGAUCCGAGUUGGCUUGGGAAAACUGGAAUAAUUUGCUAGUUUUACCUCCGGAACGACAGGUUUAUGCGAUGCCUCCUCAGGGUGUAGGAGAAUACAAGUCUGUUUCUGCGUCCGACGCGCCCCCGGUCCCCCCUCGGAGGGUUCGAACCAGAGAUCAGCCCAGGGGUGCUAGGUGUCGGUUUGGGUCUGCAGCUGAGCGUAAGGUUAAGUGUGUCCUAGUCGGUGACGGAGCCGUGGGCAAAACUAGCCUCAUCGUUAGCUAUACGACAAAUGGAUAUCCAACGGAGUAUGUGCCCACUGCUUUCGAUAACUUUGCAGCGGUUGUGGCAGUUGACGGGAAGCCCGUGAGGCUCCAGCUCUGUGACACAGCUGGACAGGAUGAAUUUGAUAAGCUCCGCCCUCUCUGCUACACCAAUGCUGACGUCUUCCUGCUGUGCUUCAGCGUGGUUAGUCCCGCCUCCUUCCAGAACGUGGCGGAGAAGUGGGUCCCAGAGAUCCGACGGCACCGCCCGCGGGUGCCCAUGGUGCUGGUGGGCACGCAGUCGGACCUGCGGCAGGACGUUAAGGUCCUCAUUGAGCUCGCCAAAUACCGGGAGAGACCCGUGGACCCACGGGACGCUCAGUUCUGUGCUCAGGACAUCGGUGCGGUCUCUUAUGUGGAGUGUUCAGCGCUGACCCAGAAGAACCUGAAGGAGGUGUUUGACGUGGCCAUUCUGGCGAGCAUCCAGCACGGUGACAGUCAGCAGCAGCCAAAGAAGAGGACUCCUCACAAAAUGAGCAAGUUCUCCGAGUCCUGGUGGAGAAAGUACUGCUGCCUCGCUUAGCCUUCAGUGAAGAACUGCUGCAACCUCACCUGUACUGAGACUCACCUGUGCUGGCAUGUCACCUGUGCUGAGACUCACCUGUGCUGGCAUCUCACCUCUGCUGAGACUCACCUGUGCUGGCAUCCUACGUGUGCUGACAUCUUACCUGCUACUAAUUGGGACAGCAGGUGCUAGAAUAGGUGCCCGAGUACGGGAAGGGCGAUAUGGAUGUGCUAUACGGUGAUACUCCUCCAUGAACCACAAACCUUUAUACAUUUGCCAUUGAACAGAAUGUUUGUACUAUGUUGGAUGAACUGUCUGACAGAGAUAUUGCUGAAAUUGUUGUUGCUGAUGUUGACCUGGUCUUUUUGACCUGAACUGUAGUUUGGACCACUGUGGGAGUUCUUAUAUUCAGAACAGGAAAUAGCAUGAUGUUAGACAUAAGAAUUGUAAUGAGAUGUGGCUGACUGGUCUUUAAGAGACUGUGUGAUCCUCAACUAAAAUUAGUGCCUAAUCUGAUACCAUUUUCACACAAUACUAGUCAGAAGCUGAAUAUUUUUAAUUUUCUACAAAAAUUUUCUGCUACAGUCAGUUGCAUAUUGUUUUAAUGUGCAGUUUGCAAAGUUCUAAAACCAUGGUGAUCUACAGCAUUUUGUUGUUGUUAUACCUUGUUAAUGUUCCUCCAGGGCGCUGAGCGAUCCUCCCCAAACAGUGAAGUUAAUUGGAUCUGCUGGACUGGGAAUUAUGGGAAAUUGGAUUGGCUUAGCCUGGUUGACUUUGAGAAAAAUUAUUACUUUGAGUUUAUGAAGGCAGUCAAGAGGUCUAGUGCACACAGACCUAAUCACAGACACUCACCGGCAAACACAUCUGCACGCAAUCACACAAUAUCCCAUUUCCUAAAUUCCUGAACUGAAUUCCAAAUAUCACCAGCGCAAGUGUGAAAUUUUGUCAAAGUGAAAUGAACUUUGAUAUCCGCAGAUGAGGGGUAAUCUUUUAUUGGGGGGUGGGGGGGUGUACAGUAUCUGAGCCAGAUAGUUCUGCGUUAAGGGCUUCAUUUAAAAAAAUGUUAGGGUUAGGGUACAGGUGCAGAGUAAUGACAGGUUUUGUCAUCAUCAUCAUUCCGGACAGAAUUUUAUACAGAAGAUAAAGAAAAACAAAUAUUUUAAUCACUUAUCAGUGAUGUACAAUGGCCAUUUAUGUUUUUAAAGUAAGCUAUUUCAACGAGAUGCCAAUCUCAGUGGAGCUUUUGUCCUGAAUAAAUAAAGGAUAGAUAUACCGCUUAAAGAAGACAAUGGAAGGGAUAGUGAUUAAGGCACCGCACCUCUACUGGAGUCAGUCAGCACUGCGCAAAAGCCGCCAUUUCAGGGAAAUUCUUCUGGAUAUGAGUGGAUGAAUCAGAGACCUCUCACAGCGUGACGUCCUCAUAGCAGGGGAUGUCUUCUCCCAUGUGCCUUACAACAGGACCCAAAUUCAUGACUGUGUUCAUGCUGUAUUGUGUUCCUCACUCUGAGUUUACAGCUGAUUCCCAGAAAAUGUUGAAGUGAAAAGGAUGCACAUUCGGGAGCCAGCGGGGGAUAGGAGUCUGGAAUAACAGCCUGUGCUGACUCUCAGGCCCGGAACAGCGAGCUGUCUGUACCGUGUUACUCCUGUGAAAAUAAAGGCUGUUUGUGUAGGCUA
Anguilla rostrata (American eel) is the source of this 2858-nucleotide messenger RNA. It is a transcript of the gene rhoua, whose product is annotated as ras homolog family member Ua. Gene Ontology annotation, biological process: Cdc42 protein signal transduction; establishment or maintenance of cell polarity; endocytosis. The record is from RefSeq and is a predicted model, not a curated record. NCBI's taxonomy places the organism in Eukaryota, Metazoa, Chordata, Actinopteri, Anguilliformes, Anguillidae. The coding region runs from base 447 to 1202 and encodes 251 amino acids. Gene Ontology annotation, molecular function: GTPase activity; GTP binding; protein kinase binding. The transcript is spliced from 3 exons.